Molecule: messenger RNA, 947 nt
Organism: Diabrotica balteata
Lineage: Eukaryota; Metazoa; Arthropoda; Insecta; Coleoptera; Chrysomelidae
Source: the annotation of a GenBank genome assembly
GUUCUUUUAAGUUUACUUACAUCUUGAUACUGAUAUUCAAAUUGUGUUUUUGUGAAUGGAAAUUUGAUAUGAAAGAUUAUAAUACCUUAAAGCUCUCCAAGCAUUUUGUAAUUUCCACCAACAUCGCAAUACAAAAUUAUUCAAAAACGUUAACAGAUCAACUAAAACAUGGUUUACAUUUUAAUAUUCAUCUUAACACGGAGGAAGACCUUCAAAUUUAUAUUCAAACUAAACCAGAGCUCCUAAGCAAAAAGACAGAAUUUAUUAUAUUUGAAAAUGACGAAAACAGAACUAUUUUGGCCCCUCCAAAUAAGUUGGUCGAAGGAUUUAUCACCAAAGACAAGUAUGCAAGCUAUGUUAUUGGGUAUUUAGAAGACUUUUAUUUUUAUGGAAAAAUUGUAAUGACUGAUAAAAUAUUCUACAUAGAGAAUUUAAAAAAAUAUAUCGACAUUUUUCCAGAAUAUUUUAAUACAUCUUAUAAUGCAAUCGCUUUUGAGAGAGAUUUUUUGUCAAGCGAAUCGAAAAAUACAUUUAAAGAAACAUACUAUUUGAAACCUUCUCAACAUGUAGAUUAUAGUUAUCGAAAUAUAUCCAAACGAAUGGCAAGAACAGGGAAAUUGUGUUCGCUGUUGGUCCUCAUUGAUUACUCAUUUCUAAACAUAGUUCAUCAUUUGAACGUUGAUUCUGCAGUUAACCAAGUAUUGAUGGCUGUAGAAGAGGCGAAUUCACUAUUUCGUUCUACAGACUUUGACGAAAAUGGAUAUCCCGACAAUAUAGGAUUUUAUGUUAAAUAUUGUAUUGUAUAUAAAACGCCCCGUUCUAAUUUACUUCCCCCAUACUCAGGAACACCGAUUGAAGUUUCCUUUCCAAUGGGUAUAUGCUGUAUACAAUGAGGUACAAUAUAUUGAGGUAUUUUGGACACAUUAGCAGACGAAUGGAAGGCAUGG